Messenger RNA from Penicillium crustosum, 600 nucleotides. RefSeq lists its product as uncharacterized. Bases 1 to 600 code for a protein of 199 amino acids. NCBI's taxonomy places the organism in Eukaryota, Fungi, Ascomycota, Eurotiomycetes, Eurotiales, Aspergillaceae. The record is from RefSeq and is a predicted model, not a curated record. The transcript has 2 exons.
AUGGCUUCAGACAAAUACCCACCCUACGUACCGAUGCCCUCACUCCGCCACGAGCUAGGACUGAUGUUCGGCUUCUUGUCUCUCUGCAUAGUGGUUGUAGGCGCAUACAUUGCUCUCUGGCGUGUAUACCAAACCCGCCUAGACGCCCAAGACCUCACCCGCCACAAAUCCUUCCGCAGCAAAAACCCAACCCAACCAUUCCUGGGAACAACAACCUCUGUAACAGUAGGUCGAAGCCAAAGUCCAAGCGAUGACACAACCAAAGCAGGUGUUCAAGAAAAAACGUUCGACCGCAUCGGUAUGCCCGAGAACCGCGCUGAGCUGCCAGUCCACGGGAUGGAGAUGUAUCCAGCUAGGAAGGGGUGUACGAUCACAUCGCACAUCAGGAGUCCGUUUAGUCGGUCUACGCCGCCGAGCACUGCUGGCCCUGUCAGUCCGCUUGGGAGUGGCGGGGCUGGGCCAAAAGCUGUUAGUUCUUGUAUUGUCGGGAUGGCGUUGAAGGGAGGGAGGGGUCUGAAUCAGAGUCCUUUGCGUGUUGAUAGGUUUGGGGGUGGGAUUGGUCCGUCUGUUGAGAUUGGACCUGCGCCUAGUCGGGAGUAG